AUGCCUUGUUUUAGUGGUUAUGAGGGCUGGCGAUCAGUUCGCAGAAGAAGCAGCAACAUAAUGACCUUAGAAACCAAUCUUCGGGAAUGGCUUUUUAGAAAAUUCAUUAAAAAUCAGAAAGAAAGUCCUGCAAAAAAAGAUUGUCAAGUAGAGCCUCCUUCCGAUGAUGAAUUCAUCAUGUUGAUGGGAAUUGGUUCGGAUGAUUCAUCACCUCAGUUUGAAAAAUUAUAUAUUACUUUUAGGAGAAAUUCUUUGAUGUGGGAUACAGAUUUUUUGAAAAACGAUUUAACCAAGUGGUUGAACGACGGUAUUUCUCCAAGCACUGUUGACGAAUGCAUGGGUGAAAUUGAGCUAGAUCAAUCGCUUGUUGGCCGUAGACGAAGAGUUGUACUUGGAAAUGUGAAAAGGUUAUUUAACAAAAUGACAAGAAACGAAAGCAGAAUGAAAAGAUCAGUGAGAAUGAAUGAAAACAAUGACGAUAUAGAAAAAGGAUAUUGUAAUGAUCGGGGUGAAAAAUCUCAAUUGUUUGAAAAUUUUGUUAGAAAUCAUGUGAUUGCAAGUGUUUUUGAAUAUGUUGACACACAGUCGUUGAUACAAAACUGUUCAAACGUAUGUCCUGAAUGGCAUCAACUAAUUCUUUACGACGAGAGCGCUUCACAUCAAAUUUUUGCCACAAGGAUUGUGAAUGUUCUCAAGAGAGUUGCUCGUCAAAGUGAUAGCUCAAAUUUAAUAUCUCUCUUUCAAUUAGAGAAUAUCAACCAAAAUCUUUCUCAUUUUAAGGAUUUGUACAGCAAUAUGAGAUGGAUAGACAUUUAUCUUCUUUGUGGAAUGUUUCAUUUUGAAAUGUACCAAGAUUAUUUUAUUACUAAAUUCGACUCAUUACUUAGCGGUCAUGAUAACGAUAGUGACAAUGAAGAGUGGUUCAACAGCAUUUUUCAGUUUAAUCCAUUUCAACAAUUAACUCUUCCAAAAGAGCAUGUGCUGUCAAGAAGUCUAAGUCGCCAUAGCAACAAGCUAGUAUUUGUUCACAAGAGUGACAAUGCAGCUAAAAACACUUUAUACAACAUAAUUGAAGCACACCCUAUGUUUACGGGUGUAUGUAAAUUGGACUCGUCCAAGAGAGGAAUUAUUUCAUUAAUGGAGGCUGUGAUUACUCAGCCGUGUGUCACUCCUCUUUCACAAUAUCACAACUUUAGUAUUGAUUUUGAUGAAGGUUUGAAAUUAUAUUUACACUUUUUGAAGGAUGUUGCCAAUCUAUUUCAACCAUUCUCGCUUUUAAAAGCUGACAAGCAAGAUAUUGCGCCAGUCCGAAUUCUUGCCAAAUGUUUGAUCAAAAUGCAAGAAAAAGCAAGAUAUUUUGCAUUUGAAAUUUUAGAAAAGAACCUCUUACACCCAACUGUCAUGUUCGUUGGAGAUGAUGUCUUGAUUGGGUUGCACCUCUUGUUACUCGACAACUUUUACAAGACGGGUCAAAAUUUGAAUAAUCUUCCUCACAUACAUUUUACAAAGCUGCUCUUGCAAAGAAAACGGACAUUGCAGAAUACCCAUCAAGUUGCCAUGUUUCCACCACAACUUCAGGAAGAUUUCUUGCAAUUCGCCCUUUCUCAAACCAAAAAUCCAGAAAAUACUACAAUUACAAGUCCUCCUUUUCCAAGAGCAUACUCUGCUGUGGAAUUUAUUACGGAACACAUUAUUGAGCUGAGUAAGAUGUGUCCCAUCGAAGACAUUUCUAACACAAAGGACAGCUUUUCUAGAUGGGUGGAUGAACAACUCAUUUCCUAUCUCCAGCUCAUCAAAUCCACUAAUCCAAGAGUAGUACCUUCAAAGAGUCAAGAUUUACUGUUUCAUUUCCACAUGCUUCAUCCUCACCAUUUCGUUCAAGAUUGCCAAAGACUCACACAAAAUAUUCUCUCUCACCACUUUAAUUUCAGCAAGGAAAAUAGAAAGUAA
This is a messenger RNA of Naegleria lovaniensis, 1950 nucleotides long. RefSeq lists its product as uncharacterized. The record is from RefSeq and is a predicted model, not a curated record. The transcript has a single exon. NCBI's taxonomy places the organism in Eukaryota, Heterolobosea, Eutetramitea, Acrasida, Naegleriidae. Bases 1 to 1950 code for a protein of 649 amino acids.